UUCUCCCUUGCUGUUUCAGAUCCCUUGUAUUGAAUGCAGAACUAUUCAUCCUUUAAUUAUUGAUGGGAUCAGACUUGCAACAUACUGCUCAUUAUAUAGUUUUCAAGUGUCUAGCUAACACACAUAGUACGAUUCAUCUUUCGAAAAUGGGCAUCCACAAUAAUAAACCAGCAUUGGUAUUGUUGUUGGUGGUGGUGUUGGGUUCUGCGAUCCGUUUGAAUAGUGCUCAAGAUUCGACAACGCUUGUUCCAGCAAUCAUAACAUUUGGGGAUUCAGCUUCUGAUGUAGGAAAUAAUGACUACAUUAUUACUCUUUUUAAGGCUAAUUAUCCACCUUAUGGAAGGGAUUUUGUUACUCAUCAACCUACUGGUAGAUUCUGCAAUGGCAAAUUAGUCACUGAUAUGACUGCUGAUGCACUUGGCUUCACUACUUACCCGGCUGCAUAUUUGAGCCCUGAAGCAUCGGGCAAAAAUCUCCUUAUUGGUACUAAUUUCGCUUCUGCUGCUGCUGGCUAUGAUGAUAAAACAGCCAUCCUCAACCAUGCAAUUCCAUUGUCAAAACAGAUGCAAUAUUACAAGGAGUACAAAACAAAGCUAGCAAAAGUUGCAGGCAGUCAAAAAGCGGAAUCCAUCAUAAAGGAUGCACUCUACAUAUUAAGUGCUGGAACAGCUGAUUUCUUACAGAAUUACUACUUCAAUCCUUAUCUUAACAAAAUUUCUACUCCUCAUCAGUAUAGUUCUUAUCUUAUCCGCAUAUUCACUCGCUUUGUCAAGGAUUUGUAUGGACAAGGAGCAAGAAGAAUUGGGGUUACUUCAUUGCCACCAUUGGGGUGUCUCCCAGCUGCUAAAACAAUGUUCGGAUUUCAUAAAAGUGGUUGUAUCUCAAAAAUCAAUAGAGAUGCCAAACAAUUCAACAAAAAGAUGAAUUCAACUGCAAUACAAUUGCGAAAGCAACUUCCUGGCCUUAAGAUUGCUAUCUUUGACGUUUUCCAGCCCAUGUAUGACCUCGUCAAUUCUCCGUCAGACCACGGAUUCGUGGUAGCAAAUCGAGGGUGCUGUGGGACAGGUAAAGUGGAGACAACAUCACUAUUUUGCAACCCAAAGUUAGCAGGGACUUGCAGCAAUGCAACAGAGUAUGUGUUUUGGGAUGGAAUUCAUCUAUCUCAAGCUGCUAACCAAGUCCUAGCUGAUACGCUUAUUAUGCAAGGCAUCUACCUACUUGGAUAACUAAUACAACCAAAAUUUGUGAAUUUUAGUAACUCAGUCGAUUGGCUAUUUAAAUUUUCACUUUGUUGGUGAAGGUUCGAUUUCUCACCUUGGGCUUCCCAGAUGUUUUUGUUUAGAUGAAGAUGAAAAUGAUGUCUUGUGUUGU
Molecule: messenger RNA, 1371 nt
Organism: Solanum tuberosum (potato)
Lineage: Eukaryota; Viridiplantae; Streptophyta; Magnoliopsida; Solanales; Solanaceae
Product: GDSL esterase/lipase APG-like
Exons: 5
Coding region: 63-1226 (387 amino acids)
Cellular component (GO): apoplast
Molecular function (GO): hydrolase activity, acting on ester bonds
Source: RefSeq, a predicted model, not a curated record